AUGUAUUACUUUUGCCUAUUCAGAAUCGAAGCGUUGACCGGAAGCCAGAGAUUUCUCGCAGUACCCCAACUGCCACUACCAAUGGAAGCAGCACUGCGCGCCGGCCAGGUUAAGAGUAAUUUCGAACAUUUCAAGGUCCAACGGCGAGCGCCAAGUCCACAACCAUCUAAGCCUCUUAAAAGGUCAUCACGUGUUGCACAGCGAAAGGAAGCGUCGAGUAGCGAAUCAGAAGAAUCUAGCCCGGAAAGGCCACCACCAAGGAAAGCGCCGAACAGAACACCAGCGUUUAAUUCGGCGAUCAAAGCCAGUGAGCGUGUUAGUGCUGUAGGAAAGCCACCGACGAAACGGGCUGCUGCCCUCGCCCCUAAGCGGCGAAUUGUGUCCAGUGAGGAGAGCGACGAAGACGAGUCAUAUACUGUCCCGGAUUUGCCGAAGAAGCCAAAGACGAAAGCCGACCUAAGGAAACAGUACGAAGAGAUUGAGAAAAAAACUGAUGUGGAGACCAAGAAACCCACGGCAACUGUAGACUCGAAGAGAGCUUCGACAGCGUUUGUGAAUGGUUAG
Messenger RNA from Strongylus vulgaris, 564 nucleotides. Lineage: Eukaryota; Metazoa; Nematoda; Chromadorea; Rhabditida; Strongylidae. The record is from the annotation of a GenBank genome assembly.